AUGAGGCCCGCUUUGAUCGUGGUUGACAUGCAAGAGGACUUUUGUCCUCCGAACGGCUCUCUCGCAGUCCACGAGGCACGAUCCAUAGCCCCUACCAUCAACACCCUCCUCGCCAAUCCUGCCUUCGCUCUACGCAUCGCAACCCUCGACUACCACCCACCGAACCACAUCUCCUUUGCGCCCAACCACCCCGCCCCGAACAACCGCCCCUUCGAGAGCUACGUUAUCAUGACCAACCCAGCGCCGGACAAGCAAGACGAGACCAAGCCACAACGCCUGUGGCCGGUGCACUGCGUACAAGGCACGAAAGGUGCCGAGAUGAUCCCGGAGAUCGACGCCAGCCGCUUCGACCUGUACGUGAAGAAGGGGCUGCACCCGCAGGUGGAGAUGUAUUCGGCCUUUGCGGACGCGUUCGGGAACUUCAAGACGGCUGAGGGCGACGACGGCGGCGAGUCGGUCGAUAUCGAUCUGCGCACGUUCCUGAACGACAAGAAUAUUACCGAUGUGUUUGUGACGGGGGUCGCGGGCGACUAUUGCGUCAAAUUCACGACGAUGGAUGCCGUCCGCGCCGGGUUCAAGAGCUACUUUGUUGAGGAUGCGACACGAUGUACGGUGCCUGGAAAGGACUGUCUGGAGGCGACGAGGGAGGAGCUGCGCGCGGCGGGGGUGAGCAUUGUUCGGUCUGAUGGGCCGGAGAUUGCGGCGCUGUCGGGUUGA
Messenger RNA from Aspergillus terreus NIH2624, 717 nucleotides. RefSeq names its product nicotinamidase. The transcript is spliced from 2 exons. The record is from RefSeq and is a predicted model, not a curated record. Lineage: Eukaryota; Fungi; Ascomycota; Eurotiomycetes; Eurotiales; Aspergillaceae. The coding region runs from base 1 to 717 and encodes 238 amino acids.